Molecule: messenger RNA, 3648 nt
Organism: Rotaria sp. Silwood1
Lineage: Eukaryota; Metazoa; Rotifera; Eurotatoria; Philodinida; Philodinidae
Source: the annotation of a GenBank genome assembly
AUGAAAACCGCUGGGAUAGAUUUUCAGUCCACACCGGAUUAUCUGUCUCAAAAAAAUGUAUCAUUGGAAACAAAACUUCGAACUAGUGUACCAUCAACAAUAGACUCGGAAUCAUUAAAAACCAUUGCUACUCUGAUGCAUAAGAUUAUAUCGAUUGAAAUUGUCGAAUCAUUAUGGUUGCUAUAUCGAAAAGCAGGUGUAGGAGAACUUGAAUCUACACUACGACCAGCAAAACAAACAAACAUGAAGAUGUGGGCAAAACAGGUUAAAUUAAUAGCAAAACAAUGUAAAGGUGAUGUUACCACGAUUAAAGAUAUCGCUUGUUUACCAAUCGUAGAUGAAUGUUUGCGUGAAAUGAAUUUAAAAAGUGAAGAAUAUCGCCGUGAAUUAAAUGUAAAAACAAGCCGUUUAAUUGGUUAUAACCGUGGUUUGGAGUAUAACAUUGAAAAGUUUGUUCGACAAGGACUUGAAUCAUUACGAAUCAACAUUGAACAACAGAAAGCACUUGUACAAUACGAUUAUACGAAUAAAAUCUUUAAAGAGAUUUAUCUUACUUAUAAUUCUAAUCAGAAUCAGAUUGAAUCAAAUUCUGUAUCAAUGAAUAGUCAAUCGAAGAAGAAUCAACCAGCACCACAAGGUGUCACUGCAUCACGAGCAUUAUGGGAACCCCGACCAUUGACACCGACCACUACCCCAAUGGAAGUGUCAGUGCAACAACAAACAUCUAAGAAGAAGAAAAAACGAAUAAAACGAUGUCAUGGUAAUCACAAAUUACGACAUUUUAAAAAGAAAUGUAUUCGACGUGGAUUGAAUGGAGAAGACAUACAGAAAUUAAUGGAUCAAUAUAAACAACGCAAAAAUGGAAUUCCAAAUUUGAGGGCGAAAACAAGACAAUCCCAACUCUGUCAACAAUUUGUUGAAAAUCGUUUGGCAGAACUUAAUCAACAAUAUGAUCAAUGUACGACUGAAUUAACAGCACAAUCUCACUCAUGUCCAGCAAAAUUCUUACCAUUGGAAAAAAUCGAUGAUGAUCUGAAAGAAUUUGUCCAACUAGAACAAAAAUAUUUCACAACUAAAAUUAAUUCACGAUUAACCAGAUAUAAAGAUGUAAUUCAUGAAAAUGAACUAUGGCUUACCUUAUGUAAUCCUCCUCUUAAUAUAGAUCAAAAAAAUUCUAUUGAUCAAUUGUUAGCACUACAAGAAAAACAACUAGAAGUGUUCGAAAAUUUUCUAAAGUUGGAAACACAAGUGACAGUUGAAGUUUUACCUAAAAAUUUCGAACAUUUAGAAUAUUUUAUUGCGCCCAAUCUCUAUUCACCAAUGAUUCGAGAUUCUCUAGCUCUAGAACUCAAACAACAAAAAUAUAAAAUUAUUCAAGAAGCAAAACGUACAUGGUUAACUAUUUAUAUUCAUGGAUACGAGACAAAAUAUGAAGAAUAUGUUCAUCAAUAUCAGGAAACUUUGAAAUCAUUUGAAUUACAAUGCUCAAAUCAUCCUAGUCAAAGCACUGAAACAACUCGAUUUCAAUCUUUUCUUCUUUAUAUCAACCAUUGGAUACAUCGAUUGAAACAAGAGAUUUAUUAUCAAACAAUUCCAAUUUAUCGAAGAAAAUUAAUACGCCUUCGUCGACAGUGGAGAUUGAACAAGAAAAAAUUGGUGUCAAUUUCUCCCAGAAUUAUUAUGGAUCUUAUUCGUCAUCCAUUUACUAGAGCUGAAUUAGCUUUUCUUUCCAGAGGUCCAUCCUAUAUAAGAUCAAAUCAAAGUGCACUUCGUCGAUCUGAUCAACGUGAAACGCAGGUUGAUAAAGAACUAAAUAAUAUUAUGGAUAAACUUAAGAAGUAUAUGAGUGCUAGUCAUGAUGGACAACCAAAAAUAGCUUACAAAGCAUUGGUAUUUAAAACCUAUGCAGAACGACUUCGAACAUAUCUUCUCUCACGUUAUAUGACUCCAUUACCUUUCAUCGAUCAUUUACGUGCCCGACAAGAAUUAAAAUUAAUCAAAUCUAUAUUGCAAAAAUUAAAGAGAAAUAAACUUAUCCUACGCGAAACAGAUAAAAGUGGUGUAUUUCAUAUUGGUCGUGCUAGUGAUUAUGAACGAAAAGCAAUUGAAUAUCGAGAAAAAACAGGGGCUUAUCAAGAAAUAACUGAUAAUCCACUCAAGGAUAUUUUUCGCCAAGUCGUUCAAUUAUUAAAUCAAUUACGUUCAGACAAUAAAAUUAAAGUAUAUCAACAAAUGAAAAUGAUGCCAAUUCAAAAUAAAAUCGAAUUAUCUUAUAUGUAUUUUCUUCCGAAAGCACAUAAAAAAGGAACACCACUUCGACCUAUCAUUAAUACGAUACAUGCAGCAACAACAGCCAUAUCGAAAUAUUUGGAUCAAUCAAUUCGACCCUUAUUCGAUCGAUUUGCUCGUUCAACAACUAUUCUUGAUGGUGUUGAUCUUCUUGUUCAACUUCAGAAAUACAUUGAGAAAGGUUAUUUUAAUUCUACGACUCUCUUUAUUACUUUCGACAUUUCAAAUCUUUAUACCAUGUUACCACAAGAAGGAUCAUUAGCUAUUCUUGCUGAGUUUCUACAGACACAUCAUUGUGAAAGAAUCAAUGGUAUGUCUAUUGAAACAAUUAUCGAAUUAGCUCGUCUGGUACUUCAAACAAAUAAUUUUGUUUAUGGUAAAAAAAUAUAUCGACAAAUUAUUGGUGGUGCGAUGGGAUCAGCAUUUACGUUGACAUUGGCCAAUGUGUUCAUGUGGAAAUGGGAACGACAAGCCAUUCUGUCAAAAUUACCGUCUCAUGAAUUCUAUGGCAGAUAUAUUGAUGAUAUCUUUUUCACAUCAAACGAGACGGAAACAACUAUAAAACAAUGGCUCAAGGCAGCCAAUCAAUUUCAUCCAAACAUUAAAUUAACCUAUACAAUGGGAAAGAGUGUUUCUUUUCUGGAUCUUCUCUUAACUAAUAAUAAUGGUAUUCUUUCAACAUCCGUCUAUCAUAAGCCAUCCGCUGAGCCAGCUGUUCUUUCAUUUUUAUCGGAUCAUCCUCGACAUGUUUUUCGAAAUGUCAUUCAAACGGCUCUAAUGCGAGCGAUACGAUAUUCAUCCACAUUUGAAGCAUUCAAUGUAGAACGACGUAGGAUUCGAUUAACUUUAUUAUUGAAUGGUUAUCCAACGAAAUAUAUCAAUAUACAAUUUCAAGAAUUCUUUACAAGGUACUUGUCUUCAUCUUCAUUAGCUUCGAUUUUGCCAUUGAUUGAAAAUGAAGAACAAUUUUUUAUUAUACGUGAAAAAUUACUUGCACAACCGUCUAUUCAACAAAUAAUUGUGAGUAAACGUGCAGCGACAGUCAAUACAAUACUUCAUGAUCAACAUAUUGAAGAAGAGAGAAGAACUACGAGAGACAAAGACAAUAAAUUCAAGAACAAAAUCUUUAUCCAUUGUACACAUGAAGCUAGACUGGAAGGUUUAAAACGAUAUAUACAUGAAAUUCAUGAUGACAUCUUUAAGAAAACUGAUUGUGGAGAUAUUCGAUUAAUUGUUGGCCAUCGAAAUAAUCCGAAUAUAGAAUUUGAACUGACACGUAAACGUCCCAAUUCCUCGUUACUCAAGGAAAUACCACCUGACAAAAAACAAAAACCAAAUGAACCUCCAGCGACAACAUAA